Molecule: messenger RNA, 774 nt
Organism: Musa acuminata AAA Group (dessert banana)
Lineage: Eukaryota; Viridiplantae; Streptophyta; Magnoliopsida; Zingiberales; Musaceae
Product: NDR1/HIN1-like protein 6
Exons: 1
Coding region: 1-774 (257 amino acids)
Cellular component (GO): plasma membrane
Source: RefSeq, a predicted model, not a curated record
AUGACCCACACCGUGGACAUCCCACCCCCACCUUUCGUCGGCCAUCGAGAUCCCCUCGAUGGCCCCAAGUACGUCAUGCUCUCCGAGAACAACUCCGUCGCCGGCGGUCCCCAGCACCCGCCCCUCCGUCCUCCCCCCUACCGCCGCUCCCUCCACGCUUACCUCUCCCAACGUCGCUCCACAAAGACGGGCAACUGCUGCCGCAGCUGUCUCUGCUGUUUCUGCUGCUUCCUCCUCGUCUUCAUCGUCCUCGUCGCUGCACUGUUGCUCUACCUACGCUUCACCUUCGAUCCCCAAGUCCCCUCCUACAAGGUCGAACACUUCGACGUCGAGGCUUUCGACAUUCAACCCGGCAACUCGAUUGUCUCGAUGAAGUUCGCGAUCACGGUGCGCGCCGUGAACCCGAACAAGAAGAUCGGGAUACGGUACCGGGAGGGGAGCUCGGUGCUGAUAGGCUACAAAGGGGCGAGGCUGGGCUCCGGGCGGCUGCCCAUUUUCUACCAGCGGCCACGGAACACGACGAAGAUGGUGGUGGCUAUCAAGGGGCGGAGUAAGGUCGGGGCUGCGCGGCAAUCGGCGCUUUUCGGCAAUGAGCAGGCGGGGGAUGUGCCGCUGCAUGUGUCCGUGAAGGCUCCGCUGGGGAUUGCCGUUGGGCAGACGGAGCUCGUCAAGGUGAAGGUGCACAUCGACUGCACGUUGGUGGUGGACAGUUUGGCGCCCGGGAAGAAGGUGACCAUCAAGUCAACCGACUACAACGUGGAUGUGAAACUCUAG